AUCUUGUUCACUAGCCACAAUCAAACAACAUCUGCCAUUGCUACCAUGCAAUGCAGCACCAUGGGCAGACCAUAUGACGAAGAAUAACCUAAGCCAGUGUCUUGCAUGGCUCUUACAGCACCCACACUCUUUUGGAUCUUUGGAGCACGUCUGUGUCAUCAAUGCAACGGUUAGCGGUCAGGACGAUGUGCCCGAGUCAACAAACGAGGACAUGGCAAGACUGCAACUCGCCCCACAAAUCGCACCACGACCAAGGUUGCACGUUCAACCAACUCAUACCAAUGCCCUGCCUACCCCCGAUCCUUCGCGAGCGUCCGUCGACUACAUCCCUACCCCACGUCGAACGAAGCAGAAACCCGAGACAUCGUCUCUCCCUCGAAGAUCUCCUCGUCCGAGUACGCCGAUGACAACGUUUGACGAUAUCAAGUUUGAAGACUCGACAGGCGUGGUCGAUAUCGACGAAAUUGAUCUUACAGGUGAAGACGUGACUACCUCUUCCUUCUCAGAAUUUGGUCCUCCUACGAAAUUAUGGAGGGAAAGCUCCGCCUCUCGUAUUGAGCCACUCCCGAAGAAAAGAGGAAAGAAGAGGAAAAGUGACGAAUAUCAAUCGGACCUGCUGUCUCCCGCUUCUGCUCGGAGCACUACAAAGCGUGUGGAGAGGAUCACAACUCGCUUGCCAUGUGGAGGAAGCCGACACAAAAUAGCGGAGGAGAGCGAUGUUGAAGAGGACAAGCACCUGACACAGAAGACCACUCGGCCGACACAGAAAAAUGUCUUCAAGGAAGAAGAGUUCCCAGACGUGGGUGUGGAUGACGAUACGAAUCUCCUCGACGCUUUAGAAUCUGCAUUGGAGACUGCAACUGCUCAACCGCCUUCCCAGCAAGCCCGCAGUCAGAAGUCGCGAAGCCUCGUGCCAGAUUCUGACGAUGACGAGGAGGUCGGGGCAACUGGUCCAGACGUUCUCCGAGGAUCGCCUCCAGGAUCGCAACCCAACGCCAGCCAAAGUGGACGUGCCCAGGUUGGCCUCGAAGAGCCUCUCAAGAGCAGUGGGGCAAGCCAUGACCGGAAUGGUGUUCCAAGUCAUGACCAGACGCGGAUUCUGAGAAGCUUCAUUGAGACCGGAGCCGACCUAUGCGCAGGCCUAUUGGAACGUCUACAAAGAUCCAAGAAAGCCGUGAAGAUCGCAUUGCUUGAUGACAUGUGUUCCGAAAAUCCUGCAGCCAGCACAAACAUGGCUACCUUAAAGGACAUCGAGAGCAAGAUCGCCGCAACAACACAGCUCUUACAGGAACAUGAGGCUUUGACGAAACUGCAUGACCAACAGACCAAGAUGCUGGAGCGCCGGGAUGAGCUAGCAGAAGAAGGCCAUGAUAUCGACCCAACCGAUCCCACGAAUGCACUUACACGCAUCUGCUCAGACAUUCGACGAAUCAAAGUCGAUAUUGACGGUCGGCAAAUGUCAGUACUGAAACUGCUGGAACGAGCUGGUGUUACUAUGACAAGUGGGCCACCUGGCACGCCCCGUACAGCCCAGAGUCGUCCUCAACCCCCCUCGACAAGCAUCUCCACGAAGAAUGUCCUUGUCGCCUCCACGCAAAAAGGGUCGUACCAAGCCUCACCAGUCCGGAACCUGAACCACACCAGAGACCUGGGUCUUCCCGCCACACAGUCCGUCAGACAGACACCGAUAUCACAACGCGUCAAGGCUGACCACAGAGAGCCCCAUUCCACGCAUCAAGAACGCUUCCGACCAGAAUCCUCCACCUACGGUGCAACAAGGACAGCAGCUAGACCAGCCCCACUAUUAUCACCACCAGCAGCUCACAUGGCUGACGAGUUCCCUUCAUAUGAAGAAGAUGAGGACGAUGUCAGAGGCUUCUCUCGGACAAUGGGAAGUCCUGCUCGCGACUUCUCAUUCAAUGAUGAUGAGUUUGAGGACGAUCUGGAUGACGAGGAAAUGUACAAAGCGGUGGAAGAGUUCGAGCAAACCUUACCGCUCAACGAGCCUGCAUCACCCAAUCUCCGCGAACGCCCUGCCCUGGGUGAGCUGAGCGAGAAUAUCCGCAGACAAUCACCGUCAAAGCCUGCUCCCAAAAGCGACACCACCACGCACGCAAGCCUUAUGCAAUAUCCUUGGUCUAAGGAUGUGGCUUCGGCGUUGAAAAAGAGAUUUCAUCUACACGGAUUUCGCCACAAUCAGCUGGAAGCCAUCAAUGCGACUUUGAGCGGUAGAGACGCCUUCGUACUUAUGCCAACCGGUGGUGGAAAAUCUCUUUGCUAUCAACUCCCGUCGGUCGUUCAAAGUGGUCGUACACGAGGGGUUACCAUUGUGGUCUCUCCAUUACUCAGUCUGAUGCAAGAUCAGGUAGAUCACCUGAAAAAGCUCAAGAUCCAGGCAUCUCUCAUUAACGGAGACAUCAGUCAGGAGCAGAGAAGCUACAUCCUCAGCGCUCUGAAAGGACCGCAUCCUGAAGCCUUCGUACAACUUCUGUAUGUCACUCCGGAAAUGCUGAACAAAAGUCAGGUUAUGGUAAGGACUUUUCAAGAUCUACAUCGACGAGGACGACUCGCACGACUAGUCAUCGAUGAGGCCCAUUGUGUCAGUCAAUGGGGCCAUGACUUUCGGCCAGACUAUAAAGCUCUUGGUGAAAUUCGCAAACAGUUCAGCGAUGUGCCCUUGAUGGCAUUGACCGCAACAGCGACUGAAAAUGUCAAAUUCGACGUCAUGCACAAUCUGGGGAUGGACAACGCUCAAGUUUUCACGCAAAGCUUCAAUAGGCCAAAUUUGACAUAUGAUGUAAGACUCAAAGCCAAAGGCCAAAAUUUGAUGGACAGCAUUGCAGAGACGAUUGAGUCACGCUACAAAGGACAAGCCGGCAUCGUCUACUGUCUGUCAAGAAACAAUUGCGAAAAGGUUGCGCAACAGCUGAGAGAAGACUAUAACAUCAAUUCACAGCACUACCACGCAGGCAUGCCUUCUGAGGAGAGAAUCUAUAUCCAAAAGCAAUGGCAGGCAGGAGUUUUCCACGUGAUUGUGGCUACCAUAGCCUUUGGCAUGGGGAUCGACAAACCAGACGUUCGCUUCGUUAUCCACCAUUCGAUUCCAAAAAGCUUGGAGGGUUACUAUCAGGAGACAGGGCGAGCAGGUCGAGACGGUAAAAGAUCAGGAUGUUAUUUGUACUAUGGUUAUGCCGACACCCUGUCUCUGAAGCGAAUGAUCGAGGCAGGCGACGGCAGCUGGGAGCAGAAGGAAAGACAGAAGCAGCUGCUGAGGAACGUGGUCCAAUUUUGUGAAAAUCGCAGUGAUUGUCGCAGAGCCCAGGUGCUCGAAUACUUCAACGAACAUUUCGAUCCGGAAGAUUGCAAAAAUGGGUGCGACAACUGCAACUCGACUAGUUCUUUCGAAGAACAGGACUUCUCUCAACAUGCCCGAAAUGCAAUUCGGCUUGUACGGAAGGUACAUCGUGACCAGGUUACACUUUUGCACUGCAUUGACGUCUACCGGGGUGCAAAGUCGAAGAAAAUCGGCGACCUUGGACACGAUGACCUCGACGAGCAUGGAAUGGGUAGCGACCUGGGCAGGUCAGAUGUUGAACGCCUCUUCUACCGGCUUGUUUCAGAGGAUGCCCUUGCGCAAUACAACGUAACCAAUAAGUCCGGAUUCGCCACACAAUACGCCAAUCUUGGACCAAAUGCUCAGGUAUUUGAGGAUGGACGCAGACCACUGAAGCUUCAAGUACUCUCGUCUCCACGUAACAAGACAAAAGGCAAGGCUGUCAAACCGCAAGUUCGAAAGAAGGUCAAAGCCAACACAGGGGUGGCUGCGGCAACAGACUACUAUCCAGCAUCCACCAACGUCUCGUCUCCGAUGCAGCCCCUGUCACGGCGCCGACUCAUGCAACAAAGCCCAACAUCUUCUGACGACGACUUUGUCGUUCAAUCGAGUGAGGAAGAAGAUGUAGUUUCUGGCACUCGCAGGAAGAACAAGGAUAAAUUCGGUCCACCUAUCAUCACUGAUGAGAAUCUCGGCACGCUGAAUGAAACACACCAGCAUAUACUCAGCGAUUUCGUCGAGCGAGCCAGAAAGGAGAUUGAUGCCAUCAUGAUCCGCAAGUCUCUCAGACAGAGACCGAUCACUGAUCGAGUAUUACGUGAAAUCGCCAUCAAAUUUCCAACGAGCGACAAGGAGCUCAAGCAGCUCAUGCGCCUGAACCCUGACAUGUACAAGAUCUUCGGACCCACGAUGCUCAGGCUGAUCACUACUGCCCAUAACGACUACGAAGCUAUAAUGCGAGCACAAGAAGAUCGACCCGAUGAUCCGAAUCAUGCAACCGUGGUAGAAAUCAGCGACGACGAGUUUGGAGGUGUCGACGAUGUUGCCGAGAGUGACUUCGAUCCUGAGGAGACGGAGAGUAGUCACUACUUCGGUGUAGCUGACGAAGUUAGUCGCUUCAAUGAACGCAUGUCACAGAUACAAACGUCCAUGCCAAAGCCUCCGAAAGCCCCAUCCGAGAAACCGGAGUCACAACGAAGAUCGCUCCCAUGGAAGAGUCGCGGAUCGCGUGGGUCUAAACGUGGUGGUGGUGGUGGUGGUUCGAGGCCGAGGACGAAGGGAACAGCGGGCGUCACAAAGAAGAAGCGUGCUGGAUCUAGUGCUCGUUCAAGCACUAGUAAUCCAUUCGCCGCGAGGAAUAGCAGAGGUGGGCGGGGAGGUGGAGGUGGUGGCGGCAUUGGCAUGAUGCCAACAUGAAAGGCGUAUGGAGAUGUCACAGCGGUCGACAUCGAUACAACGGGCUCGAGAGCUUCUUAUGGACAUGGUUGGUACCUUCAUGCCAACGUGGAGAAAAGUUGUAGAUGCUACGACGGACGACAUGGUCACAACGAUGGCGAGAACUCUUACUAUCACGGUCGGUACCUUCUCCAUUGCAUUUCCGUUGACAUGGCAUUCCGAGGCUUUUCUUGUCGCUUUAAUGAUUUUGGCGUUCGAACUUUGGUGCUG
Molecule: messenger RNA, 4999 nt
Organism: Exophiala viscosa
Lineage: Eukaryota; Fungi; Ascomycota; Eurotiomycetes; Chaetothyriales; Herpotrichiellaceae
Product: bloom syndrome protein
Exons: 2
Coding region: 74-4750 (1558 amino acids)
Biological process (GO): DNA replication; double-strand break repair via homologous recombination
Cellular component (GO): chromosome; nucleus; cytoplasm
Molecular function (GO): four-way junction helicase activity; 3'-5' DNA helicase activity; ATP binding
Source: RefSeq, a predicted model, not a curated record